This is a messenger RNA of Pyricularia grisea, 1092 nucleotides long. RefSeq lists its product as uncharacterized. Bases 1 to 1092 code for a protein of 363 amino acids. Lineage: Eukaryota; Fungi; Ascomycota; Sordariomycetes; Magnaporthales; Pyriculariaceae. The record is from RefSeq and is a predicted model, not a curated record. The transcript has 2 exons.
AUGCACAAGUCCGCCAAAUUUGCCGUUGCAGGGCUUAAAGACUUUCGAACCUGUCAGAAUGACGUCGAAUCCCAGCGACAGGAGGACCGUAUUAAGCAAUUGGUUCGUUUCAAAGCACCAACCACCGCGGCGGUGGCGGACAAUCUUCUUAUAAAGACGUGUCGGCGAAACACCGAGCCCUUUAUUCCAAGAGUAAUGAGCCUGAAGAUUCUCAUAAGGCACGCUGACAAGAUGGUGCUUCUUGAGAAGGGUAAGAUUGAAAAUUUUCACCCUCAUUCGACCGCGGCCGCGAUGCCCUCACAGGCAUUUGCCGCGGCGGCAGCAUCGCGCAGGCCUCAUAGGGGUCCUGCACAGGCCCAGCCAUCUGACCUGGCUGGGUCGCAACACGUGCCAGACUCGCAGCAGCCGAAGCGGCCGUACCACGGCGCCGCCGAACCCGCAAAGGAUGCGGCUGCAAGACACCCCCCGAGCGACGGCGCCGCCUGGCUCGAUAUGACCCAGCUGAUACAAAAGCUGCAACGGGACGUCGAUGUACAGAAGGAGGUGUACCAGAACGUCGAAGCCCACUUCGCCCGCAUCCUGCGGGACCACGAGGGCGACAAGUAUGAAGACCAUCGCAAGUUGGCGAUGUCGAUCGAGGACGUAGUGUUGGGGCACCUCCGCCUACAAAUGUUAGGGGAGAAAGAACGCCCCCGCUCUCCGUCACGGUCCCCACCGAAAACCGACCAGGGCUCGCCUGCGGACAACCGCGCCGGAAAAGCGACGGUGCCCGGGGCGGCGAACCGCAGUUGGGCUACCGUAGCUGCCUCCGCGGCAAUCUCCGCACGAUCGGCGAUUACAACCCCGUCGAAGGGGGGCUCCACCCCACCCCCUCCGGUCAGGAAGCAGCCCGACCGCCAGGUUCUAAUCCGGGUCCAUCAGCCGGGCCUGGACCCACGCGAACCUUUCGCCCUCAGGCGUAAAACGAGCGAAGCAGUGGGCGUUACCCUGGCUGAGAUACCAGCAAUUAUGCGCACACCCACCGGGUGGGCAAUUAGGGCAGCCAACGCAACGAUUAAAGACAAGCUUUUGGAAGCAGGAGCACAGGAGUAA